UGACCAACCAACCCACUGACCGACCGACCGACCAACCGACUGAUUGCUUGAUUGAUUGUCUGAUUUAUUAAUGAUGGAUUGUUGAUUGAUCGGAUGUGGCAAGUUUAAACCCCUCUCUCUUCCUGUAUUCCCCUCCCCUGUUCCACCUUCUGGUUCAGAGAUAAACAAAAAUUAUUCUUGACUAGUUUCUCAGUGAUUGUGAUAAAUUUCACCAAUCUUGUGACUUACCUUUAAGUUCUAAGACUUUCAUUUGGUGGUGAGACUGUUAAGGCAUACAUGUGUCUCCCUAUUUGAUGAAGUUCUUAAUUCUCAUCACCUGUUUGCUUGAUAAUGUAUCUGUAUUAUUGGCAAUUAAGGAGAAAUCAGGUAUUGGUCAUGAAUAACCUGGAGGCUCAAUUUUUUUCCUUUAGAAAAAUAUCCAGGUGACCCUCCUUCCAUCAGUUGUGUUACGGAAGACAAUCAACCUGUUCAUACAGAACUGGAAUCACUGCUGUACAACAGUGCACAACAAAGCUGUGGGGACGUCAUGAUUUACAAUCUUGUAGAAGAAGCUAAUGACUGGAUAAAGAAACAUGAAUUUGCUGAGCAAACAACAUCUUCUCAAGGAGAGGAGAAGUCAUGUGAAGAUGUCGCCACCAUAUGUAAAUUCUUCUUGGAAGGGAAAUGUAGAUUUGGAAACAAGUGCUUUAAUAAGCAUGAAGAACCAACAAGUGUUAACAGUGACACAAGAGAUGGCUCAUUGCACUCACAAAUAUCUGGUGAAGAGACUGAAAAAUUGUCAACUCAAGCUAAUGAAAAGCCAAACGGAGCUUCAAAUGCUGCUAAGAGCUUGGGAAACAGAAAUGCUGAAACAAAGGGGGCUGAAGGCUCUAAAAAGAAACCUCCAAUGAAAACGGCAAGCGACGUCAUAUCCAGAAUUCAAUGGGAUGAAGAGCUGUCACCAAAGGACUUUGUUGUUGGUUAUUUGGAUCGCUUUAUUGGAAUCAUGGAAAAAUCUUUCACAGACUUUUCAUGGGAGGACCUUGCUUCUGUCGACCAUUUUGUGGACCUUGCAAUCCCUAGACACAGAAUUCAGUACUUCAAGUAUCGAGGUGAAAUAGUGUGGGACAAAAGGGAACGCAUCGAUAGAGUCUUUGGUUCUACAGGUAGCAAGGAGACCAUUUUAGAUGUGAAAAAGAGAACUGGUAACAAACAGGACUCUGACGAAGGGCAGUCUACAACUGAGACUGAUGGUGCAAGUUGUGUUGCUUCUGAACUUCCCAAGCCUGUGAAGGAAAAGAAUGGCCCAAACUAUUUUAUUGCUGUGCAGAUUUCAGAUGAAGGCAUAAUUGACAGCAUCAUUAAGAUUCAAAAUACCAUCCAAGUUGAGCUUGGUCAAGAAGCAGAGUAUGAGCUGAUUCCAAAAGAACGUCUACACAUAACCCUGCUGAUGUUAACUUUACACACUGAAGAUCAUGUAGCCACUGCCAAGAGUAUUCUCAAGUCAGUCCAACCCUUGUUGGUGUCCAUUCUUCAACCCAGCCACAAACUGCAUUUUAAUGGCCUUGGGCAGUUCUACAACAGAAUCUUGUAUGCCAAAGUUGAAACUGAUGCAGCUCUGUCAAAACUUGUCCAGGCUCUAAAAUAUAAGUUCAACAAAGCUGGGAUAAGUUUAGAAGGAAACAGAGAUGUGUUUGUGCCUCACCUGACCAUCAUGAGAUGUGCGUCGAGGGAUUUGUUAAGUAUUGGACACGUGCAAGAAAGGUUGUCUGAUUUGAUGAAAGCUAACCAUGACGUUGGAGAACAAUGUGUAGAAUCCCUAAUUCUGGUCUCUAGGUUUCUCCCAAAAGACAUUGAUGGAACUCACCACAAGGUGUCGACAGUGGAAAACUCCUUGAAAGCGCUGUCUUCUACCCUGCCAAGAAAACUGUGCCAAUAUGUAGAUCAUUUGUUUGAAAGUGAGAAACUUUGCGAACAAGAAAGGAACGACAUUCAAGCACUGUUUCAGUCUGGAGAUGCUGCUGAGCUGGACAAAGGGCUAUCAAGAUUGGUGCAACUAAACAAUCCAUCUCAAGAUAGAACGGUUCUGAUAAUGAGAGGCAUUCCAGGAAGUGGAAAAACACAUCUUGUCGAGAACUCAGUGGAAGCCACAGGCCGGAGUGGAUACACAUACUGCAGUGCCAGGCAGCUGUUUCACAAGACGGGUAAUUUAGCCCCAGAUCCCUCUGAACUGAAUAUUGCCGAGGCAUACUGCCGCUCGUGUUUCCUGGACGCCAUGACAAACUUAUGCCCCUUUGUUGUUGUCGAUGGCAUUCACUCCAAGUGUUGGGAGUACGCUAUCUACAAGUUUCUCGCUCGAGCAUUUGGUUAUGCCUGCCACGUGCUAGAGAUUCGAGUGACACAGCCAGAAGACAUCAAGUUAUGUCAACAAAACGGCAGCUCUGGAACACAGCUGGAGCAGCUGCUUGAAGAUGUUCAGGAUUGGGAGGAAGAUCCUGAAGCCACUGUGAUAGAGCCCUGGUUCAGGAAACCAGACACAUUGAAAUACACUGAGUCAGUGUCCCUUGAACUACUUUUGGACGCUUCAUGAAUAGUUUCGAAUUGGAAACUUUAUAUCUCAUACGUGUUUUAAAAUUCGUUGUGCAUCACUCACACGUUUGACAAUUUACAAAUACGGCCACUUACACUCUUACAGUACAAUAGAGCUACUUACACUACUUACAAUGCUAGUACAGCUACUUACACCACUUACAAUGCUCGUACAGCUACUUACACCACUUACAAUGCUAGUACAGCUACUUACACCACUUACAACGCUAGUACAGCUACUUACACCACUUGAAAAAUAGUACAGUAACCUGCUUAAAUAAACUAUGUAUGCAUGUAUGUGUAUGUACACUACUUCCUAUUUUAAAACAGUUACCACUCCAUUUACAAUUCACAAUACCACUACUUACAAUACUGAUACAUUUACUUACACAUUUAUAUCCCACACUUGAUGUAAGAAAAACGAGUACAGUCGAACCUCUUCAUACAGACACCUCUCUAAUACAGACACCUCUCUAAUACGGACACCUCUCU
This is a messenger RNA of Orbicella faveolata, 3060 nucleotides long. RefSeq lists its product as uncharacterized. NCBI's taxonomy places the organism in Eukaryota, Metazoa, Cnidaria, Anthozoa, Scleractinia, Merulinidae. Gene Ontology annotation, molecular function: metal ion binding; protein binding. The record is from RefSeq and is a predicted model, not a curated record.